AUGCCUUCUCGAUCUGCUGAAACCGGCCUCAAAAGAAAGCGCUCGAGAGCGCAGUCUCUCCCCCCGCCCGAACUCCCCCGACUCGUCGCCGAACAACACGUCCCUAUCGCAGCGAACGACAAAGACACCAAGAGACUGAUUGUGGUGCUCUCAAAUGCCUCUCUGGAGACGUACCGAGCUGCACACGGCGGAAAAUCCGGGGGGAAAGAAGAGAAGUAUUCGCUCUUGAACAGCGACGAACACAUCGGCGUCAUGCGGAAGAUGGGCCGAGACAUCAGUGAUGCCAGACCCGACAUCACCCACCAGUGCCUGCUUACGCUGCUCGAUUCCCCGAUCAACAAGGCGGGUAAACUACAGAUCUACAUUCACACGGCCAAGGGCGUCUUGAUCGAAGUCAGCCCCACCGUCCGCAUUCCUCGGACCUUCAAGCGGUUUGCCGGUCUCAUGGUCCAGCUGCUGCACAGGCUCUCGAUUCGGUCGGUGAAUUCACAGGAGAAACUGCUCAAGGUCAUCAAGAACCCCAUCACGGAUCACCUGCCACCAAAUUGCCGGAAAGUCACUCUCAGUUUCGAUGCCGAAGUUGUGAGAGUUCGCGACUACAUCGAUACCCUGGGCCCCAACGAGAGCAUCUGCGUCUUCGUCGGAGCCAUGGCCAAGGGCAAGGACGACUUUGCCGACGAGUUCAAGGACGAAUCUAUUAGUAUCAGCAACUACAGCCUCAGCGCCAGUAUCGCUUGCAGCAAAUUCUGCCACGCCUGCGAGGAUGCCUGGACAAUCAUCUAA
Fonsecaea erecta is the source of this 783-nucleotide messenger RNA. RefSeq names its product ribosomal RNA small subunit methyltransferase NEP1. Gene Ontology annotation, cellular component: small-subunit processome; nucleolus. The record is from RefSeq and is a predicted model, not a curated record. The transcript is spliced from 3 exons. Gene Ontology annotation, molecular function: rRNA binding; rRNA (pseudouridine) methyltransferase activity. Lineage: Eukaryota; Fungi; Ascomycota; Eurotiomycetes; Chaetothyriales; Herpotrichiellaceae. Bases 1 to 783 code for a protein of 260 amino acids. Gene Ontology annotation, biological process: rRNA base methylation.